Messenger RNA from Acanthosepion pharaonis, 687 nucleotides. The record is from the annotation of a GenBank genome assembly. Lineage: Eukaryota; Metazoa; Mollusca; Cephalopoda; Sepiida; Sepiidae.
AUGCAUUAUGGCACCCUCACCACAAUCAGCACCCUCACUACAAUCAGCACCGUCACCACAAUCAGCACUGUCACUAUAAUCAACACCCACCCACCACAAUCAGCACCCACCCACCACAAUCAGCACCCACCCACCACAAUCAGCACCCACACUGCAAUCAGCAACCACCCACCCACUACAAUCAGCACCCACACACCACAAUCAGCACCCACCCACUACAAUCAUCACACUCACUACAAUCAGCACCCUCACCACAAUCAGCACCCACCCACCACAAUCAGCACCCUCACUGCCAUCAGCAACCUCACCACAAUCAGCACCCACCCACCACAAUCAGCACCCUCACUACAAUCAGCACCCUCACUGCAAUCAGCACCCUCACCACAAUCAGGAAAUCAGCACCCUCACUACAAUCAGCCGCCACCCACCACAAUCAGCACUCUCACCUCAAUCAGCACCCACCCACCACAAUUAGAACCAUUACCGCAAUCAGCACCCACCCACCACAAUCAGCACCCUCACUCCAAUCAGCACCGACCCACCACAAUCACCACCUGCACCACGAUCAGCACCCACCCACCACAAUCAGCACCCUCAUCGCAAUCAGCAACCACCCACCCACUACAAUCAGCAUCCACCCACCACAAUCAGCACCCUCACUACAAUCAGCACCCUCACCGCAAUUAG